Molecule: messenger RNA, 609 nt
Organism: Adineta steineri
Lineage: Eukaryota; Metazoa; Rotifera; Eurotatoria; Adinetida; Adinetidae
Source: the annotation of a GenBank genome assembly
AUGUGGCUACUCAUCACUUCUUGCAUUGGAUUUUUAAUUUCAAAUUUAUGUUUGGCAACAAUUAAUAAUGAUCCAAAAAAUAUUUUUUAUCAAAAUAAACAAAUACAACAAUGUAAUAAUUUAGGAGAUACAUGUCAAGACAAUAGUGAUUGUUGUUCGGAUUUAAUUUGUUAUUCAAAUCAAGAAGAUGACAAACGUUGUUUGUUAGUACCAUCUCAUCAUCAUCAUCUUGCAAGACGUAAUAAGGAAGACUUUGUCAUUCCACCAUAUUAUAAUCCAGUGAAUCAACUUUAUCCCUAUGGAAUUAGUCAACCAGCACUACCAUUUUAUAAAGCACAAGAACUAAAACAAACUCAUGAAAGCAAAAAAAUGGAAUGGGAUCAUUGUCAAUUUCAUGAAGAAUGUGAAGAAGGACAUUGUUGUUAUGUUCAUUUUCGAUUUCGUAGUUUACCAAAAUGGUUUUGUCGACCAAAUCGUAAUGAUAUAAGUGAACUUUGCGAACCACUCACGAAAUAUCAUUCACUCAAAGAUACACCAGCUUGGAAACAACAACAACAACAACAACAAGAAGUAGAUGAUGACCAAGAAACAACGAUGGAUACCGUUUAA